ACACAAUGAAGUAUGUUGCAGCUGCGUUGUUAGUCGAGCUAGGUGGUAAUACUCCAUCAAAAACGAAUAUCAAAGAAAUUCUUCAAGCUGUCGGUUCCAAUAUUGAUGAUUCGAAGUUGCAAGAACUCCUCGAUAAGUUGGAUGGAAAAAAUAUUCAGGAACUCAUCGCUUCUGGAGUGGGUAAAUUGUCAUCAGUUCCUACUGGAGGUGCCGGCGCCCCAACUGCAGCAAGCGGAGACAGUGGUAAAGCUGUCAAGGCUGAAGUAAAGGAGGAAGUGAAAGAGGAGGAAGAGGAGGAAUCUGAUGACGACAUGGGAUUCGGACUCUUCGAUUAAACAUCUUUGUUUCAUUUGUUCAGAAUUUAAACAAUUUAAAUUUGAACUCCUCAA
Molecule: messenger RNA, 389 nt
Organism: Symsagittifera roscoffensis
Lineage: Eukaryota; Metazoa; Xenacoelomorpha; Acoela; Convolutidae
Product: large ribosomal subunit protein P2-like
Exons: 2
Coding region: 6-335 (109 amino acids)
Biological process (GO): cytoplasmic translational elongation
Cellular component (GO): cytosolic large ribosomal subunit; ribosome
Molecular function (GO): structural constituent of ribosome
Source: RefSeq, a predicted model, not a curated record